AUGGCGUCCACCACAGAUAAUAUAAAUCAAAAAUGUGACAAUGAUAGAUUACCGAGCUUAAAAGAUAUUAAAAAUACAGAGGAAGUUACUGAGCGUAAGAUAGGUAUGAAUUAUAACUUGUACAAGAUGAGAAGACCACACUUGUUAUACAAUAGUUCAGGCUACAGAGAGGAGCAGUUCAGAAGAUUGAAGAAGGAGUAUGGGUUUUAUAGCUACUGUAUGUUGAGUGUAGGCAUCAGCUUUGUUCUUGGCUUGGUGAUUGGAGCAGCUAUAGUCGGCUCACCGGCCACUUCUCCUAAUUUUAUUCAGAGAAAAUUAGAAAGAAACAGCACGACUAAACUUGGAGUUAAUCAUGAGAGAUUGAACUCUUUGAAACUGAUAGAAUACCCUGAUGAUGAAAGGAAGAAAGAAAGGGAUGGUGAUAGAUUCUCGGCUGUGUCCUUUGUAGGGUCUGAUGAUCCACGUAAAUAUAAGCUUGAUGUGUAUCCAAAAGGCUUAACUGAUGAUAUGAGAGAAAUCCUUAAAGACACUAAAGGUAGCGACCACAAACAUUCACUGCCAGAAGUCGUCAAUACAAUGGUUCAUGUUCCUAGCGAUGAUACUGUGUUAUAUAAUAAUAUUUAUUGGGGACCAGAGGUUGAGAACUCCAUGCCGCAAGGAUAUGGAGAGAAUUCGGCUCAGAUUUGGGAGAAAUACGUCGAUCAAAGCGAAGUUAUCAAGAUGGAAGCAGGUUGUGGAAGGAUGCAGAAUAGAUUAAUAACAUUCCAGGACGGAAUCCAGGCUUGUGUCCGUUACAGACAGAACACGGAUCAGAUCCAGGGAGAGAUCUUCAGUUUCUACGUCGCCAGGCUUCUAAACCUAACCAAUUUGGCGCCCUCUGUAGUCAAGGUUGUGGAUUUAAAGGAUAAGCUGUGGCAGAACGUAGCCAAUGACAUCGCAACCGCUCAAUGGAACACCAAUCGCGCUGUGGUCAUCACGCAGUACAUACCAAGCUUGGACUCAGCUACCAUACCAGAAAUAUUCAAACCUUCAUCACGACAUCUGAAUAAAAUUGACAUUUACAAGAUGUCUGUCACAGAAAAGAAUGAUACAAAACAGUUGCUUAUAGAUAAAAUAAGAUCGAAGAACAUUAAGACUAAAACAGAAGUUGAGGAAAAUUUUGAUUAUAUAGAUGCUAAAUUAAACAAGAAGACGAUUGAAUUAUUCGUUGAGUUGGCGCAGUGGUCUGAUCUGAUAGUAUUCGACUAUUUGACAGCAAAUUUGGACAGAAUAGUCAACAAUCUAUUCAAUUACCAGUGGAAUAUUAACAUAAUGGAUGGACCAGCUCACAAUCUGGCGAGGAAGAUGGACAGUGGACUACUUCUGUUCCUGGAUAAUGAAUCCGGUCUUCUCCACGGGUACAGACUGCUGAAGAAGUACAACACCUACCAUAGUCUCAUGCUGGAUAACUUGUGUGUAUUCAGGAAGAAUACUGUCGACGCAUUGAAGACCAUGUACAAAUUAUCCAUAGGAAAGAAGUUAAGUGAAGUUUUCCACCAGAAAAACAGUGCAGUGAUCAGAGAUAUAUUGCCUCCUUUACCGGAGAAAAAUGCCAAAAUUCUCCACGAGCGUAUAGCCAAGGUGUUAGCCCAGGUUGAUAAAUGCAGACAAAGUUUUGGUGAACAUUAG
Messenger RNA from Danaus chrysippus (African queen), 1668 nucleotides. NCBI's taxonomy places the organism in Eukaryota, Metazoa, Arthropoda, Insecta, Lepidoptera, Nymphalidae. The record is from the annotation of a GenBank genome assembly.